This is a messenger RNA of Cotesia congregata, 222 nucleotides long. NCBI's taxonomy places the organism in Eukaryota, Metazoa, Arthropoda, Insecta, Hymenoptera, Braconidae. The record is from the annotation of a GenBank genome assembly.
AUGAAAAAUUACUGCACAAUAGUUUCCACAUUUUAUCAUCUGUUAGAGACCGAGCUGUACGUUAGAAUGAUGACAGUAACUUUGGAAUGCUCGUGUUCAAUGACUGCAAUUAAGUUGUGGAAUCAACUACCUUCGAAUCUUGAUGCUUCAGAAACUUUUAAAGACUUCGAAGCUUCUGCAUGUAAUUUGUUUUUUAACCCUUUACCGCCGAAGCUGGACUAA